AACUCCGCCUACAAAAUAAAAAUGGGGAAUGACAAGGAGCACAAGGAUAAAGAUAAAAAGAAAGACAAGAAGGAAAAGAAAAAAGAUAAGAGCCACAAAGAGAGAUCUAGUCACAGCAGACACAAACAUGAAAAAAGCAGACGUCGCACAGGCUCAGAUAACUCAGAUGAAGACAGGGGGCACCAUAAACAUCGCCAUCAUGAUAGUGAUAGAAAGAAGUCCAGGGGUCACCAAAGGGAUGAGAAGAGAAAGAGAAGUCCAAGUGCUGAAUCAGGGGAAAGAGAGAUAUCGAGUAAACAGCUGAAAAUUGAGACAGAGGACUUCAAUGAUGGUAGCACUCUUGACGAUACCUUAAGAAGACAAGAAGAAAGAAAUGAAGGGACCGGAGGAGAAGGAGAAAUGGAAAAAAGAGGAGGAGGAGGAGGUGCUGGCUUAGAACUGAGUAUUGAAGAGACAAAUAAACUGAGGCUUCAGUUGGGGCUGAAACCACUUGAUGUUGGGCCAAGGACAGGAGGAGAGAGUAAAGAAGGAGAGAAGACUGACAAUGACACUAAAGAUAAUGAAGAAGAGGAGGAAGAGGAAGCUCCUAAGAAGAAAGAAGACGUUCACGUUCCAGCAAAGAACAUCGGAGAAGAAAAAAAAGCUGAGAAGAUAAGAGAGAAAUUAGAAUUAAUGAGAGAAUCACGUAAUCUGGCAAGGAAGCUAGCUACAGUACGUGGACUAGGACAGGAUACGAGCACUGAUGAGAGUGCUACAAACUGGGUAACAAAAAUGAGGGAGAAAGAAAGGGAAAAGAAACUAGCUGAACAAAGGGCUCAGCUACUGGAAGAGAUGGACGGAGGAUAUGACGAAAAUGAGGAGAGGGUGGAAGAGACAAAGAAAGACAGUUAUUCGUCGCAUAAUUUAGCCGGACUCACUAUUGAGCAUAAGGAGGACAGGUUUCAAGAAGGAAGAGACGUCAUAUUGACACUUAAGGACACAAAGAUACUUGAUGAUGGGGAGGAUGUACUCGUGAAUGUAAGCAUGAUUGAUGAUGAGAAAGGACAGAGAAAUAUUGAAAUGAAGAAGAACCUUCCUGGCUACCAGCCCUACGAAGAGGAGUUUGAUGAAUAUGGCAAUCCCAUCACUCGUAGUCUGUUAUAUAAGUAUGAUGAAGAGAUUGAAGGACAAAAGAUACACAAGUUUACUCUUGGUGAUACUGGCCAGUAUGAUGUGGGUGACCUCCAGAGAGAGAAAGAGAGAGCACGCGAAGUCCUCGAGCAGAAAGCAAUAGCUCUGGAUUUGCCUCAACUUAGCGUGGCUUCAGAGUAUUACACAGAAGAGGAGAUGGUCAAGUUUCGUAAGAGGAAGAAGAGAAAGAGAAAAGAGAAAUUUAAAGUUGAAGACCUUGUUAGUUUGGAUAACGAGGGAGGAGGAGGUGAUGGCAGAGAUCAUGGCUCAAGGCAAAGAGAUGCUAUCAGUGAUGAGCCAAUGGAAACUAACAUUAAACCAGAUCCUUCAUUACUCGAUGACACUGACACAACAGUUGACACUGCUUUAGAGAGGACAAGGCGUUUGUUAAAGCGCAAGACUGCAGUACCAGACACUACUGGGGCAGCUCGAGUUGCCUCUAUGCUUGUUCCUAAAAUAAAGACAGAGAAAAUGGAGGACGAAGAUGAAGAGAGAUUGGCUGGAGAGGCUGAGAAUGGACUGAUAGUUAUUGAUACUACAGCAGAAUUUUGUAGACAAAUAGGAGAAGAAGAAUCUGAAUUAGACAAAAGUAAAUGGAAGAAUGUUGGGGACACAGAGUUAAUGGAAGAAGGAGAUCAGGAUAUUGAUGGUGGCUGGUCUGAGAUUGAUCCCAACAACAAGCAAAAUGAGACUACACUAGAAAAACCCGACGUCUUAGAACUGGAAGCUAAGACGCAUUUGACUGGAGUAGCAGCUGCACUUCAGAUGGCUACCAAGAAAGGUUUUAUAGACUCUGAGAAAGAUAAAGAAGCCAUUAAAAAGAAGAAAGGAGACUCUAAGACCAUUAUUGAAGGCCUUGGGACAAGAGAUUGGGAAUAUGAGAGAGACAGAGGACGCGAGAGGGAGAGAGAUAAAGACACUCAUGGGAGGGAUAUGGCAUUUGUAGAGAAGAAGGACUACGUGCCUGAAGUUAACAUUGAAUAUGUGGAUGAUCAUGGAAGACUCCUAACAGCUAAAGAAGCAUUUAGACACAUGUCACACAAAUUCCAUGGGAAAGGUCCAGGAAAGAAGAAAGUUGAAAAACUUAUCAAAAGAAGAAAAGAAGAUGUGCUUCUUAGUAAAUCUGAUGCUGGUGAUACUCCAUUACAGUCGCUUGAGUUACUGCGUAAGAAACAGGAGGUCUCCCAAUCAGCUUAUGUAGUGUUGACUGGACAGCAACACCAACAACCAAUGCACAUUGCUGAGCUGUCAAAAAGAAAAUGAUCAAUUGACCUUUUUGCAUCUAGUAUAAAAUGAACUUUUAAUACGAUAAAUCUUCACACUGUAUACUAACAACACACACAAAAAAA
Molecule: messenger RNA, 2519 nt
Organism: Amphimedon queenslandica
Lineage: Eukaryota; Metazoa; Porifera; Demospongiae; Haplosclerida; Niphatidae
Product: U4/U6.U5 tri-snRNP-associated protein 1-like
Exons: 19
Coding region: 22-2433 (803 amino acids)
Biological process (GO): maturation of 5S rRNA; mRNA cis splicing, via spliceosome
Cellular component (GO): U4/U6 x U5 tri-snRNP complex
Source: RefSeq, a predicted model, not a curated record